Messenger RNA from Nicotiana attenuata, 917 nucleotides. RefSeq names its product 60S ribosomal protein L6-like. The coding region runs from base 62 to 754 and encodes 230 amino acids. Gene Ontology annotation, molecular function: structural constituent of ribosome; RNA binding. Gene Ontology annotation, biological process: cytoplasmic translation; ribosomal large subunit assembly. Lineage: Eukaryota; Viridiplantae; Streptophyta; Magnoliopsida; Solanales; Solanaceae. Gene Ontology annotation, cellular component: cytosolic large ribosomal subunit; ribosome. The transcript has 2 exons. The record is from RefSeq and is a predicted model, not a curated record.
GGUUUAGGGUUUUAUUGAAUCAGCAAACUGCAAAAGCAAAGGACAGCUUCAACUUUCAGCAAUGGCCGCAAAGAAGAGUCCCCGUAAUCCAGAGCUGAUUCGUGGAGUGGGAAAACUUUCCCGUUCCAAGAUGUACCACAAAAAGGGUCUAUGGGCAAUCAAGAAGAAAAAUGGCGGCUCUUUCCCCGUCCACCAAAAAGCCGCCGCCGCUGCACCACCGGCCGUCAAACCACCCAAAUUUUACCCAGCCGAUGACGUGGCAAAACCCCUUGUCAACAAACACAAACCAAAACCUACGAAACUCAGAGCAAGUAUUACACCUGGAACUGUGCUUAUUAUCCUUGCUGGUAGGUUUAAGGGUAAGAGAGUUGUGUUUUUGAAACAGCUUAAAUCUGGGCUUUUACUUGUGAGUGGACCAUUUAAGCUUAAUGGUGUUCCUUUGAGGCGUGUGAAUCAAGCUUAUGUUAUUGGUACUUCAACUAAAGUGGAUAUUUCUGGUGUGAAUGUUGAGAAGUUUGACGAUAAGUAUUUUGCUAAGCAAGCUGAGAAGAAACAGAAGAAGGGUGAGGGAGAGUUCUUUGAAGACAAGAAAGAGGAGAAGAAGAAUGUGCUUCCUCAGGAAAAGAAGGAUGAUCAGAAAGCUGUGGAUGAAUCAUUGAUCAAGGCCGUUGAAUGUGUUCCUGAAUUGAAGGCUUAUUUGUCAGCUAGGUUCUCCCUCAAGUCGGGCAUGAAACCCCAUGAGCUUGUCUUUUAGGCUGUGAGAUGUUUAAAAUACUCUUUAUGAAAUUGAUUUUGUUAGAUUUAUUUUGGUUUAUGUUCUGUUUUGGACCUGCUUUUAGUCGUUGUAUUGAGGAUUUUGUUGGCUAUAAACAUCUUAAGUUGGCUGCAAUGUGAGAUUUGCUCUUCCUUUAUCUUGA